This is a messenger RNA of Podarcis lilfordi (Lilford's wall lizard), 21584 nucleotides long. The record is from the annotation of a GenBank genome assembly. Lineage: Eukaryota; Metazoa; Chordata; Lepidosauria; Squamata; Lacertidae.
AUGGCAGAAGGGAGGAGGAGAGAGCGGCGGAGGAGCCCACUCCUGUGGGCGGCAGGUAGUCGCCACGGAGGAGGGAGUGGGAAGUAUAUGGCGGGAGCGGAGGAGGGUCGGCAGCUGCUCCGGGAGCGGUCAGGGGGCGGGUGGGUAUGAAUGGAAGGCGGGGCAAGGGGUUGCUUAAGGGCCGAGGCUUCCCCUGCCUGCCUGGGAAGGGAAAUGGCUGCGGGGGGGGGGGCUGCUGGGGAAGGCGAGGCCGAGGCGCAAAUGUCUGGGGCGGGGCGCGUUUGGGGGGACCCCGUGGUGGCCACCUACUGCAGUUUUGGCGAAGGUCUGGGCCUCUUCUUGGCCAAGGGAGGAGUCUGAGGAAACGACGCCCACCCAUUGGGACGCACAGAGGGGCAAGCGGCACAUGGCACCUGCUGCCUGCUUGGCCAUAGAAUCAAGUGGCGGGGGUGUGUGUGUGACAAUGGGCAGCUGCCAUUCUCUCCAGCUUCUUCCCCAUUUCGGUUUUUGUGGGAAGUACAGUAGGUGAGGACGAGAGGCAGCUGUGGCUCUGCCCGCCUGUGGUUUUUUUUUAAAUCUUCCUCUCUCUGGGUGGGAUGGCAAGGAGGAUGGAGCCAGCAGGCCUGCCCAUAAAGAGCAGGUGGGCUGGGAAUGGCAACAGCUGAUCCAGCAAGGCCUCCUCUUGCUUGCUGUCUUUUGUUUCUUGGCCAGAGGUGACAUAGCGUUGAGGACUCUGGCUUUAUUUCUUCACUGUAAAGAGGAAGGGGAAGAUGUGCAAGAGGGGGAAGAGUUAGCAGUACUUUGCCACUCAGAGAGAGGGGGGGGGGGUGAACAAGCAAGCAGAGUUGUUCUUGCCUAUAUAUGCAUCUUGGUUUCUCAAGGAGACAGUGAGCGAGCAGGUAGAGCUUCCCAGGGAGAGAGGGCAAUGGUCAAGUGAUCAUCAAAUAUCCUGAAACAUUAAAACAGGUGGAACAUGGUUUGGGGUCCAUUAGAACUGGAGAGAAGUGAGACUUAGGUGGAAGCUAAUUGUAGGGGUGUUGUGGAGGUGGGAUAGACAAGAUAUGAACAGACAUUAGUAUGCAUAUGUGAGACCAAGAUAAACUCUCUUUUUUUGGUAGUUGCAGCAUUUAUUUUGGUAGUUGAUGCAUCUUUCGUGGAAGACUUAGAUGACUCGUAAGUAUGCAGUGUUUUUAUUGUAGAUGAUGACUUUAGACAUUAUUUGAAUCCAUAUAUCACAUGUAGAUGUUUUUCUGGUAUUCAUUGGCAGAUCACUUCAUGCAGCAUGCUCUUCUUACACAUGAGUAUGUUGCAGAGUCCAAAUGCAUAAAAGUCAGUCACCUAGUCAUGCACACAUGGACCUUCUCUGUGGUAGGAAACACAAAAGAAAAAUAAGAACCUAUAAUGUGUUCAAAAAGAAAUGGGGUUGUAGUGGGGGUGAGCUACAGAGAGGAGCAGGGAGGCAAAGUCCCUUUGUGCAAGCAGAAAUUCACUUGUUUGGUGUGAGAUUCCAUACAUAAUUUCUUGCCCACAUUGCUGAUAUUUAAGAGGAGAAAACUAAACACAAAUCAGAUGCAAGAAUGCUUCCUGGCACCUGACUGCCCUUGUGGAUCCUGCCACCCAAUGCUGUUUCCUCGCCUUGCCUCUAGAGUGGGUCCACUAUUUUUUAAAAAAAAUCACUUUGCUAGCAGCUGUGAAGCAUGUUGCAAUCUCCAGUGACACAGCAACAAACUGUCAGAAAAGUGCACACAAUGUGAAUGUCAAAUUGGGUUGGUAUUGCCCUUUCAGCAGUCUACCUCCACCAGCUGCUUGGUGCCAAUAAAGCUCAUCAGAAAUAUCUCAUCUCUUAGACACUUAGUUAAGCUGCUGACCCAACUUUCAGACUUGCAGAACAGUCUGGGCUCAGAUACUGGCUUCAUCAAAAUUGUUUCUCUGUCUGGUUUUGAGUUACAGGCAUCUAAAUAGCCAUGUUCCCUCUAUUAUUAUUAUUAUUAUUUAUUAAAUUUGUAUACUGCCCUUCAUCUGAAGAUCACAGGGCAGUUCACAACAUAAAAAUAAAAAAAUGAGAACACCAAAUAAUCAAACAAAAACAAACACAAACCAAUAGCCGCCAUCCCCAGCCCCCAAAACACAUAAGCAUUUCAGAUCAGGGCUGUGAAGCAGGGGAAUGGAAUUUAUAGCUUUUCUUUUUCCCAUUUUCCCUUUAAAAAUUGCCACCCCAAAUACUGCAUGUUAUAGUAUUUGUUGCUUGCAACUGCUUUUACAAGGGGGUGAGUGUGGGUGUGGGCACACAGGAUACUAGUUUCCUUAUCUUGCCUAGUUUGUCUGUAAUUUAAAUAUAGAAUCAUAGAAUCUUAGAGUUGAAAGGGACCCAAAGGGUCAUCUAGUCCAACUCCCUGCUAUUCAGGAAUCUCAGCUAAAGCAUCCAUGACAGAUGGCCAUCUAACCUCUGUUUAAAAACCUCCAAGGAAGGAGAGUCCACCUCUCGUGGGAGUCUGUUCCACUGCUGAACAGCUCUUACUGUCAGAAUUUUUUUCUAAAUGUUUAGUCGGAAUCUCCUUUCUUGCAACUUGAAGCCAUUGGUCCUUUCAUCCAGAGCAGGAGAAAUCAAGCAUGCUCCCUCCUCCAUGUGACAGCCCUUCAUAUAUUUGAAGAUGGCUAUCAUAUCUCCUCUCAGUCUCCUCUUUUCCAGGCUAAACAUACCCAGCUCCUUCAAGCACUCAUAAAGCUUACCUUCCAGACCCUUGAUCAUCUUGGUUGCCCUCCUCUGCACAUGUUCCAGUUUGUUAACAUCCUUCUUAAAUUGUGGUGCCCAGAACUGGACACAGUAUUCAAAGUGUCGUCUGACUAAGGCAGAAUAGAGUGGUACUAUUACUUCCCUUGAUCUUGACACCAUAAUUCUGUUCAUGCAGCCUAGAACAGGGUUAGCUUUUUUUUGCUGCAUCAUUUUAUAUUUGUUUGCUCUUACAGUAAUGAAGACCCAACUGAAAUACAUUUGACUGGUUAAAAAAAAUAACUUGUUCUUACAGUUGUAAUUUUAAGUUUGAUUUAUAUUGCAUAUAUCUUGCAGAUUGCAUGCUGCACUUUUACAUAUUAAAACACUUUAGAAAUGGAAGAAAUGGACUGUAAAGUAACAUAAUAGACAAAGUAAAUGUUGUGAGCUGUAUAUAUAGACUAUGCCAACAAAAUAGUGAUGUAGCGGUUGUUUACCUUUAUAGAUAUCAGAUAACUAAUCUGUAAUUUGUGUUGACAAAUAAUUAGUUGACCUUAAUCGCAUGCUCAGAAGUAUCAUAUCCCUGGAACAUGUUAACCCAUUUUAGCUUUUUAAGCCUCUUACAAAUUAUUUAAGACCUAUUAAUUUUGGUGGUGGUUGCUACUAUUACUAAUAAUAAUAAGCAUAUUUUCUUGUAUUGCUUAAGUGCAUAGGUAAAAACAUUUUUAGUGUGGUCGUCGAUAUUUGUGAUCUAUUGCUAGUCCACACAAUAAUGGUUAUCAUGAAGGAUGGGAAUGAUUUAUAUUCUGUUAACAGCAAGGUAUAAAAGAGUCUUCAGUAGUAAAAACAAGCUUUUCUCUUGCUUUUGUAUUAUUUUAAUAAAAUGCAAAAUACUUGUCAAGCAUAUUUAAUCAGUUAUGCUUCUUUCUUAGGUUUAAAGAGAACCGUAAAGAUGACAUUUGGCUUGUAGAUGUGAGUAUAACAGCAAAAAAGCAAAACAAACAAACCCCACACCACAAAACUAUUCAAAAACAAAUUUUAUCUCUGUUUUAAAAAAGCUUCUACAUUCAUGCUUAUCUUAAUUUCCACGGAAGAAAAAAAUAAGUUAUAAAUACAAUACAAUACAAUGAUUUACCGUAUUUUUCGCCCUAUAGGACGCACUUUUCCCCCUCCAAUAAUGAAGGGGAAAUGUGUGUGCGUCCUAUGGGGCGAAUGCAGGCUUUCGCUGAAGCCUGGAGAGCGAGAGGGGGGGGGGCGCACCGACCCUCUCGCUCUACAGGCUCGCGGACCUCUCCGCAAACAGCGGGAGCGCUCCCGCUGCUUGCGGAGAGGUGCCGGCAUGCCAAAGCCUGCGCGCGCUGAGAUCAGCGCGUCCAGGCUUCGCGGACCUCUCCGCAAACAGCGGGAGCGCUCCCGCUGCUUGCGGAGAGUUGCCUGCAUGCCGAAGCCUGCGCACGCUGAGAUCAGCGUGUCCAGGCUUCGCGGACCUUUCCGCAAGCAGCGGGAGCCAGCGCUGGGCUCCCACGGCUUGCAGAGAGCUGCCUGUUUGGGGGCUGGGGUCGGGGGAAGCUCGGUCCUCCCCUGCCCCAGCCCCGCGCCUGGGGGGGGGGAAAUAAUUUUUUCCCCUUCAUUUCCCCCCCCAAAAACUAGGUGCGCCUUAUGGGACGGUGCGUCCUAUAGGGCGAAAAAUACGGUAUACUUAUCAGGAAUGGAUUCUUAUAAUACAUGAGGGUUUAAUGUAGGUACUCGUUGCUGUGUGGCCCUAAUAAAAAAGAUUCCAUUGUUGAAAAAUCUGGAGUACAAAUGUUAAUUAUGUUGAUGGGCAGAUAAACUCUUUGUAAUGAUAUGAUAACCCAAGAAUUGCUUUGAUUCAAGUUGAUUGCAUACAAUUUUGCUUUGCAUGUGUGUUGUAUCAUAUAUAAAAAAUAGUAGUGAACAAUAUGCUACACUACUGCACAUUGAAGUAUUACCUGGACAGCACUGUUAAUAUGCAGCAUUUUAAAGACAUAGAUACAUGAAAUUUUUGUUCGCUUUUAUUUAUUUUUUCAAUUAGUGUAAUUUUUGUUGAGUUUUUAAUUUUCAGAAUAAAUGUCCUGUAACUGAAUUGAUACUCUACUAUCUAAGCAGAUACUGGAAGAAUUCAUUUUGUUGUAGAAGUGUAAUGAUGAGCAAACUCAAAAUGUACUGCUAAAUAAACAAAUUUUGUGCACAUUUGAGAAAUGUGGUAGUUUCCAUCUGUCCCCAUGGGUGGUUUCAUAUACAAGUACAUGUUUAAUAGUUUCUCCAAAGACUUCACUGGCUAUGCUUAUUUUUGUGUGUGUAUGUUCUCAGUUUUAUGCACCAUGGUGUGGCCAUUGCAAGAAGUUGGAACCGGUGUGGAAUGAAGUUGGUAAAGAGAUGGGAAGCACUGGUUCACCAGUCAAAGUUGGGAAGAUGGAUGCAACUUCUUAUUCUAGUAAGUGCUUUAGUUAGGUCUUCUGAUCUGUGUUAGAAUUUAUACUCUUUGAAAGUAACAUGAAAGCCAGUAAGUUAACCAAACACAUAUAAGCAAAUUCAGUGUUGGUCCAAAGCUCAGUGGGGAAAUUGGCAUGGCCUCUUGGCCUCUAUUCUUUCAUGGAAGGAUGCUCAUCAUCUGACAGCCUGUUCCUAUAGAAAUAGGAUUAUAUAUGCAACAGUUUGUAUGUUAUAAAAUUGUCUGCUGCUGUUUGUUUGCCACUACAAGAAAUGCCAGUAAUACGUUUUUGAAUAUUGUAAUUGUAUUAAUUAAAAAUGCCCUUUUAAAUGCUUGGUUAUACUACUGUUUGUUUGUAGGCAUUGCCUCUGAAUUUGGAGUUCGAGGCUAUCCAACAAUUAAACUGUAAGUAGAAUUUUGUGUCUUGUAUAUUAAAACUUUAGUGCUUUGUAGUAUCAUUAGUGUCUCUUGUGCAAAGUGUUCCAUUCUGAUGUAUUGGACCAUUAUUUAAGUUUCUUCUUUGUUCACCACUCCUGAUUCACCUAAAAGCUAACUGAUGUUGUGAGGAACAUCAUCGCUGCUUAGCUGGCCCUCCCACUGCAGUAAGGCUAUUGAAAUACGUUGCUACUGUGUGUUCAUAAAAUGUGAGCCCUGGGUUGAACUUUUUCCAGUUAACUGUAUGUGCUAAAAGUAUUGCAGCACCUGAAAUAUUCAUCCAAGAUGUUGACUAUUAUUUUACGUAGGUUAAAGGGUGAUUUGGCAUACAACUAUAGAGGACCCAGGACCAAAGAUGAUAUUGUUGAGUUUGCAAACAGAGUAGCAGGGUGAGUAUUUAUAGCGUCAGUUUUGUAUGGCGUGUGGAGUGAAGAGUAUGUGGCAACAGUUGAAUGUGGGUGACUUAGCCCAUGGUACACUAUACAAGCAAAGUGGCUUAAUGUCAUAAGACAAUUGAUUACAGUAUGCUGAGGUAGCUCAUAAUUCUAUUUCAUAAUACAUAAAUAUAUGUAUAUAGAAAGAGUGAUUCUGUGAAGUGACAUCUUGACUUCUAAAAUCCAUCCAAGUAAUGUGUUUAAUCUAGCAUGCAUGCAUGAGCCCUUGAAUCUGUUGCAGGUAUCAUAUUCCACCACCCCCAUGCCUCUCUAAACCGUCCUUUAGUUUUCUUUACAAAGCCUUUAGAUUUCAGUCUUACAAACUGUUCACAUAGCUCAGCCCAUGAAUAUCCUGGUCUUGACAGGCAGUAUGAUUACAUGAAAAGAUUUGUCACCCAAAGCCGCUUGUUUAAUAAGUUAUUAAUAUAUGUGCUUGUCAUUCCAAGGUCAGUUCCUUCUUAUUCUGUCAGAAGGAGGGGGGAGAUCUUUGUUGUUGUUCCAGAAAAUUUGUGAGAUAGAAAAAUUAAGCUACAGUUGUUGAUUAACUGUCAGUUAAUAACAGCACUUUUUCCAGACAUCUCUUCUGUGCCUUAGUCGGUAGUAACCUAUAGUUGUCACAAGACGUUAAGAUAAAAUUUAGCCACCUUAUUUCACCUUAUUGUGAUGUCUGCAUGGAACUAUUUGGACUUUAGCAGCUAUUUCUUUAACAAAUGCCUGUGAUCAAUUCCUAGAAGUCUUACAACAUCUUGAAAAACAUAGCUAUCAUAGUAGGAAACGCUGGGAGAAAAUACAUCUAACAACAUGAUGAAAUUACACUACAGUUCUUAAUUAAGUCUUUAAAAUGUUUCUAUAUUGACUUCAGUAGUGAUGCAACUAUAGAACACAGUUGCUGAACUGGAAAGCUGGGAUAGGAUGAUGUAACAUUUCCUAAUAAUUAUUAGAUGCUAGAUGCUAGCAGGAUUUCCCUUCCCCCAUUUUAAAAAACAAGUCUUUAUUUUGCUUGGUCAAGGCAAAUGUUCACUAAUGAUUUUCAUGUGUUCUCCUCAGUUUCUAAACACUUAGAUAAUUUCUUAGUGUUGUCAUCUGAUACUUGAAAGUGCAUCCUUUUAAAAAAUGAAAAUAAAGGUUUUUGGUGGAUAAUGCCACUACAUGAGGUUAGCACAUUGUAGUUGAUUCCCUACCUCCCACCCCAAUGUCCACAUAUAGAAAUAUGUGUAAGUGUUGAAAUAUUUACAAGAGAAGACAAACUGGUGUGAUUCAGCACUCCUGUAUUGAGUUCUCAUUGGUCUUAGAUUUAAAGUUGUUUAAAAUUAUCAGUACAGUACUCAGAGACAGCAAUUGGAAGCUGCUUUUCUUGCUCCCAUUUAUCUGUUUUCUUUAUUUUAUUCUUCAGGCCUAUUAUUCGACCCCUCCCUAGCCAGCAGAUGUUUGAACAUGUGCAAAAGAGGCAUCGUGUAUUUUUUCUUUACAUUGGUGGAGAAUCUCCACUGAAGGUUUGAAACUUCAUUUAUAUUAUUGUUUGCUGAUUCCAAAAGAGUAUUACGUUUUAAUGCAUGCUUCCUAAGAUUGUUCUGGUAGCUGGCAUCUCAACCCUAAGUAAUUUCACCAAAUCUGCAAGGGUACUUAAAGUUGCAGCUUUGGGAAAAUAAAUAAAUAAAUAUAUUUAGUGCAGUGAGGUAGAUAUAUUUAGAUUCAUAGAAUUGUAGAGUUGGAUUUAAUGAUGCUAUGAUGAGAGAAAUCAGUGUUAUUCCCUUGAAGAAGAAGAUUCCUAGAAACUGAGUUGUUAAUCUCCUGGAAGUACAAAAAUGGGUCUGUGGAUUGUGCCUCUGGGAUUUCAUACCAUAACUUACCCUGCAAAUUGGAGGAAUGGUGUGGGAGGGAAUGGACGAAUAAGAGUGCUACUGCUGAUGCAUGACAUCAUGAGGAUCAGCUGGCAGUAGACAGACACAUUGACAUAGCAUGACUAUGUUGAGACACAGUCACAAGUACUUAAGGCCAGGGUUGGGAACUUGAAGCCUAAGGUCUUGAUGUUGCUUUCAGAUUAGUUAUGUGGGGACUGUGGGGAGCAGAGAGGAAGAGAAACAUGAGGGGAAAGGAAGGGGAAGCUAGAAUAAAUGGAGAGAUGAGAAAUUUAAAAAUUUCCUCUGCAAGUGAUCAGUAGCCAUAUGCUAAGAGUGAUCUGUCCCUUCUCCGGCAGCCUCCUGGGAAGCAAGGAUGGGUGAGAGAAAGGAAAGGCUGUUCCUCUAUGACUUCAGGCCCCCAACACCAGCAUGCAGCUCUCAACCCAAAAAGGUUCCUUGCCCCUGCUUUGGUGAAUGAGGAACCAAUAUUUAGCAGUGAAAUAAGCAACAUUGUAUUUUUGUUUUGCUAUGUUUAUUAUGAAGAUUGAGAAACUGUUUUAAAAUGUCUAUUUGUAUUUCCACAGGAAAAAUACAUAGAAGUUGCUUCCGAACUAAUUGUUUAUACCUACUUUUUUUCUGCCUCAGAAGAGAUACUUCCUGAGGUAAAUUUAUUCAAGAAUGUAUGUAAAUAAACACUGGUAGAUUACCGUUAAAAAUGUUUGAGGUGGUGGUGGGGUGUUUUCAUGUUUUGUUUUGUUUUGUUUUGUUUUGGUAUGCUUUACAUGAAUGCAAGUAAGAGUUGUCAUUUGAAGUCUUUCUCCGCAAUCGGAAAUGAGCCAUUUAGGUGUGACAAUGCAAUAUGUCCAGUUACGGCUUUGUGAAGUAGCCACAGCUGGUAAGGCAAGGCACUGUUAAAUUUCAGCUCCAUUGGCUGUGGAAUCAGCACCAUCUAAAUUUAAAAAGAGACUCUUAUUGGGCACACAGUUUGGUUGCACAUGUUCUGUUUAGGUCUGUCUUUCCUUGAGGUCUUUGGAAAGGGGGAUGGGGCUGAUUCCGGUUCUGAUUUUUCUUUGUGUGCAAGGUAGACAUGGAGCUGUUGGGAGUAUAAUUCUGUCAUGUUCUUGUUGCUACUUGACAAGGGAAAAUGGAAACAGAACAGCUUCAAUCACCCAAUGGGAGGCCGUGGGUGAUGAAAGUGAUUUGUAGAGGAUAGGAUAGUAACGUUUACUUAAAUUAUUGGAGAUUGCAAUGGUAAGGCUGGAAUUUAACAUCAUGUCUUGCCAGACAGAACAGUCUCCCUUCUCCUCCUCCUGCAUGCUGUUCUGUGGGUUCUCCUAACACACCCAAGUGGAUUUGUGGGAUCAGGAGUGUAGGAGCGAAAGCCUCAUUGCUCUAGUGAAAGCCUUUGCAGUGACUUUCGCUAGCACACCUGGUUAGUGGAAACUGGUCCUAAGCCUUCUCGAUAAUAUUUUGUAUCAUUCUCUCUCUGUCUCUGUGUAUAUGUAUAUGUAUAUGUAUAUGUGUAUAUAUAGAGAGAGAGAGAGACCCAGUUUUCCUUUACAGUUAGUGUUGCUCAUUCACAAAUCUAUGCUGUAGUGCAGUUAAGAUAGUUAGAUCUCUCUGAUCCUAGUUUGCAUUCUGAUGCAAAAAGAAGUUUAAAAGAUGCACCCUAUACUAGUUAUAUUUGGGGAGGAAAUGUAAAUACUUUACCAGCCCACUUUAAUACUAUACAAAGAUUUUUUAAAAUGUGAUUUUCCCCAUUGUGCUGUCAUUGUUUUGGGUGGCAGAUGUAUUAUAAGAGUUAGAUCCUCUCAUGAAGAUGACCACAGUGGUGGUGGUAAGGUUCAAGGUAAAGUUCAAAAGACAAUUCCUUGCAUUUUUAUUCUUUGGCAGCAUAGCUGCAUUAUUUCAUAUGUGUGUGUGUGUGUGUGUGUGAGAGAGAGAGAGAGAGAGAGAGAGAGAGAGAGUGAGAGUCACUAGUAUACCUUUAGGGCUUGGUGCACAAAAAGCAAUGAGGCUAUUUUCAUGUACACAAGGCAUCAUCUAUUGUCUCUGCUGGCUUGCAGUUUGUCCCACUUUGUGCUAUUUUUUUUUACUAUCCUCAGGGUUUCAAACUGCAAAAAAUAGGGACAAUAAAAUUUUAAAUUAUCUAGAGAAUAAAAGAACUAAGGCCAAAAUCCCUUUAAAAAACAGGUUCUCAUUUUUAAUAGGAAAAGUACACCAUGCUUUUACACUAGAAUUUUUCUAGAAGUGUCAAGAACACCUUACUUGAACAUAGGCAUUGUAUAUCUAUGAUAUAGCAAACAAAAAUCUUAACAUUUAUUCACCAGCUAGCUUUGUUAUGUAAUACACAAACCUUUUAAUCGUUACAGAUACUAAACUGGAAAAUCAAAGCUAAAUUUCUGAUUUGUUGAAUAACUUGAGCUAUAAAAGUACAGUGGUACCUCAGGUUACAUCCGCUUCAGGUUACAGACUCCGCUAACCCAGAAAUAGUACCUUGGGUUAAGAACUUUGCUUCAGGAUGAGAACAGAAAUUGCGCGGCAGCAGCAGGAGUUCCCAUUAGCUAAAGUGGUGCUUCAGGUUAAGAACAGUUUCCGGUUAAGAACGGACCUCCGGAACAAAUUAAGUACGUAACCAGAGGUACCACUGUACAAAAAUAAAAUUUCCUCAUAUCCAACCUCCUUUCUUAAUAGAACAUUUCUGCACACAGUUUAUUUUUUGGUAUUGUCAGUUUUCUCCUUCAAAAAUGUUGCCUAUCUUUUAUGUCAUCCAACUGGGGAAAGAGAUUGGGAAGAAUAUCUGCAUCAGAGGUGCAUGGUCAGUGUAUUAGGUUGUGAUGCUUACUCUUAAUUUUAUGUAUGACUUACAAUUUAUAUCCUGCCUUUCUGCAUAUAGCACCCAAGGCAGCUAACAAAUGAAAAAUGUAAUGAGCCCAAAUAACAGAAUGAGAAAGCAAAUAGAACCCAUUAACCAGACAAAGAAACCAACAGAUGUAACUUUUUAAUUUACAGGUCAUCUUAAUAUAUUUUGAUGUGACGUCAGCUUGACAAGCCAAUGCUAAUUUAAAAUUAAAAUCUUCACCUGUUUAAAGAGAGACAUUAAAGAGGGUGGUGAUGUAGGCAUCUCUAGGCAGGAGAUGCCAUGGUGCUUUUCUUUUCUUUUUUUACACCUUCACACUGUUUGUUUUUAUUCAGUGACUUUGUGUUUUAUGAAUAUUUAUAAGCCACUUCAUAGUCUAUAACUGAAAAGUAGAAUCAAUAAAAAAUGGAAAAUAUAAAUGUAUCCUGAAAGUUUCUUUGUGCCAUUAAAGUGUUUGGUUUAUCUUUUUUAUCUUUCAGUAUGUGACACUCCCUGAGAUGCCAGCUGUUAUAGUUUUCAAAGAUGGAACUUAUUUUGUGUAUGAUGGUAAGUUAUAGAUCAAGAGUAAUAUGUCAGUAACAGGUAACAGAUUCCUCCCCCUGCAUUUUAAGGAUUCUAGCCCUAAUACGUCUCAGUCUAGAUGCUGUUACAUACUUCUCAAAAAUAUCAAAAUGUGUGUUGAUUGGGCACAGUCUUUGAUAAUUUAGAGAUGUAAAAGCAGUGCCAUGCCGGCUCAAACUGUGACUGGCAUCUCUGUCAUGUGCUUCAAAGUAGGUUGCUCCUCGUAUUUAUUAAUUAUAAACAGGCACUCUGUAAGUUUCAGUUGUGCACAUGGUGCUUUGCUAGGCCUGGUGUAUAUUUUAAUUCCCUCCCACAGGUUUUCUUUUCCAGUUGACUUGGGAUUCUAUAGCUGUUCUGGGGGUCCCUUCCCAUUAAUAUUUUUACCUGAAGUUGUUGUUGGUCUGGUAGUUCUACAAAAUUUGAAGUUCCCCAAAGUCUGCUGACACCUCUUUCUUCUUCCUGGAUGUUGCCACUUUGGUUACAUGUGGUUUUGGAUUCAGACCUACUCUUCCAUGAAUGGAAGGGCUCCUUCCGUUUAUGGAAACGAGUCAGAUCCAGUAGAGGCUGCAUCUUCUUACUGAAACUCACAUUGACAGAACAGGGAAACGGCUAUUUGGGUUGUUGUCACUUAGCUGCACCACCUGCUUUGAAGAGUACCUCAAUCCUCUGCAGUGGAUUAUAAGGGGGGCCGCCAUUGAGUGGAACAAUUGGCUGUUUUUUGCCUACAGAAUAAUCCAUUUUUGAGUUCCACUCUGAGCAAUUUUGAGUCCAAACAGUAGACUGACACUUGGAGAAACAGUAUGCUCUUAGUUUGUCCAACCAGUAGAUCGCGAUCUACCGGUAGAUCCCCGGCUGAUCCUCGUAGAUCGCAGGAUCCUUAUUGUGUACAAAAAGUUACGGGGGGAAAGCUAAAAAAACUCUGUGCAGUCCUCCCUCUGAAAAGCUCAACAACUCUGGGCACUUCCCUCCUAAAAAACGCUCAACAACUCUGGGCAAUCCACCCACCCCACACACGCUCCUCCUCCCUCCAAUGACAAUGGGUAGAUCACUGCCAGUUUUUUUAUACUGGGAGUAGAUCACAGUCUCUUGGGCGCUGGACAUGCCUGGUAUAUAUGAUAGUGUUAGAAGAAGGCAUGAGCAUUUUAUUUUUUCUUUCACUUUUUCUUUUUCUUUUUAAAGAAUAUGAAGAUGGUGAUUUGUCAUCCUGGAUAAGCAAGGAGAGAUUUCAGGGGUAUCUUAAUGUUGAUGGAUUUACUCUGUAUGAACUUGGAGACACAGGUAAGAUGACCUUCCUUCAGAACUUUAUUGUACGUUACGUUAACACUUUUGUAUGUAAAGUCAGCUGCAAUUUAAAAAAGCUGCUUUAUGUUGUCCUAUGCCUGGGAAACAUCAAAGGAUUUUAUGGAAUAUGGAUUUUCCACUGAUGCAUGUCCCUUCUUCAGAUCCUACUUGAAUGAAGCCAAACAUUCACACCACUAUUAUUGCUAGUAAUCAGCACUCUUCAAAACUCCCUUCCUAUGGAAAGCUAAAUCUAGGCUAGAACUCCUCUCCCAGACAUGAUAUCUUUCUGUGGGCAGCAAAUUUUAGUCUUGUAAUCCCCCACAUAUUUUGAAAUGGGACAGUUCUCCUGUAACAGUAACCUACUUGAACAAUGAAUUAUUAUAGGUGAUAGGCAUUGUGUAGGACACACACAGAAUAGCUUCAGAAGAAAGUUUAAUAGUAGUGAUGGAGUUUCCAACUUAAAUAUUCUGCUCCGUGUCUUCCAUCAAGGUAUGUUGUAGUUUGUGUAUCUGUAAGACCUUUCCAUUUGAGAAAGUGCUUUGUGGUUGGGGAUGAGUAGUGUUUUAUUUUCAGUAGCAUUUUCCAUUUCUGGAGCAUAUGGCAAUGCUUUUUUUUUAUAUAUAAAAAAAUAAUGGUUACAAAAUAGCUGUUCUGUUUUCUUUGGGGAUGGGAAGUUACUUAAAUAAGAAGCAUCUUUCUGUAGACAUAUCCUAAAUUUAGUUCUAUGUCUUUUGCUUUUUAGGAAAACUUGUGGCUAUUGCAAUUAUUGAUGAUAAAAACACUUCUGUUGAACAUAUAAGGUAUGUUGGUGUGUAUACGUGAUAAAACAUAACAAACCAUUUAGAAACUGACACCUCUUGAAUACUGCAUGAACCCUUCUCCAAUCCCUAACUUGUCCAUUGUUGGACUACGUUAUUUAAAGACUAAUAUAAAAGGAAGCUGCACAUCAAAAACAAGCCAUAGGUUUAUUCAGAUAUUAUUAAUAAAAGGAAAAGGGUAUGGUCCUAUGUAUAGUUACUUGGAAUUAAGUCCCGUUGAACUCACCAUUCAUGGGAUCAGGUUUCCCUUUUCUUUCUUACCCGCCAAUUAUUUUUAUUGAUUUUCCAAAUUAUUACAAAUUAAACCAAAUUAAUUUAAUUUAAUACAAAUUCAUUUUUUUAAAAAAACUGGUUUCCUAUCCUGUUACAAGCUAUGUCCAAGAUGCAUCUCCACUGCUCCAUCCAUUGUCGCUUCAGUCUCUAGCUGACAUCAUUUCACUUGCUAUUGUUGUCCAUUCAUUCAGCUGCCCUUUUUAUCACCCUUUUAAUCAGAUAGGAUUGAGCUGUAUGUCAUACAUAUGAAGCUUCUGUAUUGAAGGGCACAGACAAAUACAGUCAUACCUUGGUUGUCAAACGGAAUCCGUUCCGGAAGUCUAUUCAACUACCAAAAAUGUUUGAAAACCAAAGGGCGGCUUCUGAUUGGCUGCAGGAGCUUUCUGCACUCAAUCGGGAGCUGCGGAAGCUUCCAAAGAACGUUUGCAAACCAUAACACUUCCAGGUUUGUGGCGUUUGGAAGCCAAAACGGACAAGUACCAAGGCAUUCAACAACCAAGGUCCGACGGUACUCAAAUAGUAUGUAGUGAGUGGCACAAAACUGAGUAGAAUCUGGAUUUCUUGUAUAUCAGGAGCCAUGGAGCAGUCUAGAUGUAAUGACCAUACCGUUCCUUGGUCUUCAUAAACAGGCUUUAUGCUUAGGUACUCCCUUCUUAUCUCCAUGGCCCAAUGUGUUUCAUUGCUGAAUGUACAGCAAUGCUGUACAAUGCCAUUGCUGAAUAGAUUCUGUUUAUAUUUGUGGAAAUACUGUGAAAUGUUUCUUUUUACAGGUUGAAGUCUAUUAUGCAGGAUGUUGCCAAAAAUUAUAGAGACCACUUUCAUAGGUACAUGCAUAUAUUUAAUCACUUGUUAAUUGUUCCUAAUCGUGUGUUAAGUGGGUUGAAUAAAUACUGCAAAUUUUGACUGUGACAGUUAACAACAAAUCCAUUCUUAAAGCUAGGUAAUCUUAAGACUAUAUACACAAAUUGUCCAAAUUUAGGAGAAAAGUGGAAGAAACUAAGCUUUAGGGAUUGCGUACAUUUUGAAAAUGUGUGUGUGCUACAUUUUCUUUUAAAAAAGACUUUUAAAAUACCCUAACACAUGUAUGUCACACAUUUGCUCUCUGGCAGAGCACCUUCUGAUGUCAAGAUAGAAUAGAAACUAGGUUCUUCAUUGAAAAAGUAUACAUUCACAAAUAACUGUAAUGAGAAAUAAGUAAUACUGAGAUGGAAAAGCUCUUCUGUUUUAUUAGAUCUCUAAUAUGUGUGCAGAUCGGUUUACCAUAUUGACAUCAAUUUAAGCUGCAAUUAUUAGCCAUUUGAAAAUACAAAUAUUAGCUCAUGCAGAGCAAGAUACUUUUGCCUUUUUUAAGCUUUCAGAUAUAUGAACAGACUGCCAGAUCCUUAAUGGUUGUAGCUAGAUGUUUAUCCUGGCACUACUUUUCUGAGAAUAGUUUCCUGGUCCAAAGGGACCAAGGUACAGGAGAUAGCAAAGCUGUACAACAAUGUUGCUACCCAUGGGUUUUGUUCAACUAAGGGCAGCUCUUCUGGAGGUUGUAAAUUACUUGUGCACAAAUGAUGAAGUGUUAGAGUGGUUUAGGGGAAUGCAGAAGCAAUCUAAACAACUCACCUUUUUAUCUAAGACCGUGCAUUCAACAUUUACAUUUUCUGCUGGGACAGUUAAAUUCUUUACCAAGAAAAAGGAAAUGUGUAGAAUUAUUCUCUUUUUGUGUACCCCAUAUUCGGUUCUUAAUUUUUAAUUCUGUUCUUGUUAGUUGUGGGGAGGGGCAAGGGGUUGUGCUAGUAGGCACUGGAGUGCCCCUCUCACAUUCCUGGCCACCACUAGUGAUAUUGUUUGGCCUGUCCAGGUUCUUAGGAUCCAAUAAUUCACAAGGGUAUAAGAUCCAACUGUUUAAACAAAAUAUGCACACAGUCCCUUGCUUCUGCCUAGCUAUGGGUUGCAUCCAAUGCUCUGUUAGCAGAGUUCUGCUUGCACAUCGAGACUUCCAUUUCCUCUCUUCCCCCUGUGUAUUCACAAAAUCUGCACACAUAGGAGAGGAGGAAGAAAGUGUGUUGUGUGAGCAGAGCUGCAGCACUGGAUAUGACCCUGUGUUAGCAAGUCCUCCUCACAAAUACAGUUGCUGAAAUUAGUCCAUUUUUUAUAAUUUGAAGUAACUACCAUACACAAGAUUCUAGCAGUGGAUAAUUCAUGGAAGUAGAGCACCUGACCUCUUAUACACUGCUUUGUAAGAGUUGUACUGAAGAGUGGUUUGUAACUAAAAUGAAUGGAUUGGAUACUGCUUUAGAACUGUCUGUUUAUUGUCCACAUUUUCCACUUAGCCAAGAAAAUAUAGUGGAAAUAAAAGUGCAGAAAAGCAUAAAAUGUGAUUAAUUGCCAUGAUCUAUAUUAAGAGGAGAGUAUCCCUAGAACUCUGAAAAGGAAUAAGCAUGUUAGGAGUGAUAAUACAAAAGAACUUUUUGUUGUGGGUUUCAUGCUAUCUUUUCACUAAGUCACACACCCCUUAAAUCAGGAUCCCUAAUUCCCCCACUCCCCAUGGGUUGGUGAGACCGCCCUAAUAACAAAAUGAUCACUGUGGUAACAGUAACUUCCUUUGAAGACACACUUUCACUGCCGGUCAGCUGAUUGGCUCUGGGAGCAGACAUUCAAAGGAGCUUGCUGUAACUGCUGAUCAGCAGUUGCAGCAAAUCUGUUUGGGAGAAGCAGUUUCGAUUCAAACCGCUGCCUCCAAAUGAGGAACCUCCAAGUUUGCCUCCAAGUUCUCCAAAUAUAGAUGGAUACAACUUGCUGUCAUUUUUUUAAAGUUAGGUUUAAUUAACAAUUUGUAUUUUGACUCUUCACAGGAGCUUCCAGUUUGGCCAUAUGGAUGGUAAUGAAUACAUGAAUAGUUUACUAAUGGAGUAAGUAUGUUUUUGAGAUUUCAUGCUAUUAAUAUCAUUUGUGUAGUAAGGUUUUUAUUUUGAAACUCUGUUCUUGUGUUUGCUGUAAGUAGGUUACAAAUAUCUGUAGAAAGAGAGCAUAUAAACUUGGUAGAUAUGUGAAAGUUGGUUUUGCACAGUGUAAGAUGAGAUACUCUGCCCAGUGAUUGCCUUCACAAGAAUGGAUUCAGCAUGUUCCCUCCAUGGAAUCACUGUGAACCCUGGAAAUUUAUCAUAUGAAUUGUCUGUGCCAAAGUUACACACUUGUCCUAAUUUUAUGAUUUGUACUGUUUUGUGUGCGUUUGCAUUUGUGUUUAAAAUAAAUAGCACUUGGAUAUGGCCCUUCAAUAUGCAAUAAAACCAUUUUACUUUUAAAGAGAACAUUUCAUUAUAUAUAAAACCUAGAUAUUUAAAUUUUGUAUAUAACUUUUUCCACUAGAUGGCAGGAUGGGAUAGUAAAUGGAGAGAGAAAAGGCACAUAAAUGAGAGCUGAACAUGAAAUACACACACACACACACACACACACACACACACACACUGAUUGAGGCUUAUAUAUACUGUGAAAUGAUUACACACCAUUAAGGAGAAAAACAUAUUAGGAACUUACGACUUUGUUUUACAUGCUUGAUGGAUUUUGAAUUUCAGCUAUUGUUGCUGAGCUUUUGUGGCCUAGAAGAGGCGUAUAAAGCUCUCAAAUCUCUCUUUGAGAGGAUUCAGAAGGGCAGCUCCGGGUUGUGUUCCAUUGUUUCAGCAGAGAAAUAACCCUUAUUGUUCCUGAAUAGAGGCUCAAAUUACACCAAAGCUUAAGGCUUCGAAGAUUACAUCUGUCUGAUACCUAUGUUUCCCAGUAGAAAUGAGGCCAUUCCUGCAGAUCAGGCAUGUCCAACCGGUCGAAAGCUCAACAACUUUGCUGAAGGCUCCCCCUAAAGCUCAACAACUUUGGUCAAUCCAAUGGGUAGAUUGCCAGUUUUUUUAUAGUGGGAGUAGAUCGCAGUCUCUUGGGAGUUGGAUAUGCCUGCUGUAGAUAAUGAGAAACCAUGCUUAGCUCUCCUUGGCUUGGUCCACUUGACAAAUUACAAUAUUAUUCCAAAUGUAGCCUGUAGAUAUAGUUGGCAAAAGACAUGCUGCUGGAGACUAUAGCAAAUGGUACUUUUGGGCAUGUUGUAGAAGUUAGUAGCUAGCUACAGUGGCAGUCUAGGGGAAUCAGAUUUCUGUCUAUCAAGGUUGUCUUCAUUCUGCUCUAUAUACCAUGACUUGCUGGCUACUAGUAUAGUCUUCGAAAGCACGUCAAAGUGCAAGUAGAUAAAUAGGUACCUUCCGGCGGGAAGGUAAAUGGCGUUUCUGUGUGCUGCUCUAGUUCGCCAGAAGCGGCUUAGUCAUGCUGACCACAUGACCCGGAAGCUGUCUGCAGACUAACACCGGCUCCCUCGGUCUAUAGAGCGAGAUGAGCGCCACAACUCCAGAGUCGUCCGCAACUGGACCUAAUGAUUAGGGGUACCUUUACCUUUACCUUUAGUGUAGUCUUGUCCAGAUUCACUUGUCGUAUCUGCUGUCCCCCCUCAUUGUUAAGCAUUGGGAAAGUGGACUAUGAAACCUUUGUCAGAAGCAAGAUGGUUAAAGCUGAACCUUGUAUGAUAUUUCAGUGUCCUAGGAAUGUGGCAAAUACUCCACUACCACCACCUCAUUUGGUCUUCCUGCAAGAAAUGAGUUGAAUCACUUGUUCAGAUACUAUAGAUAGGAUAGUUGCAAAGUCAAGUUGCCAAGAAGCUUUUAUAGUUCUUAGGUGCUCUAUUAAUAAAUUGAAUGCUGAUAACUGAUAGCUUUUUUCUUUUUUUAGUUCCUGACUUGUUCGAUUUUACUGUUUCAGUGAUCUGAAAAUUCCCACUAUAGUUGUAUUGAACACAUCCAAUCAACAGUAUUUCCUACCUCAUAAAACUAUUGAGAGUACUGAAGAUAUGGUUCAGUUCAUUAAUGAGAUCCUGGAAGGCACUGCAGAAGUAAGCCUUUCUCUUUUAUUCAAAAUCUCUUUAACCAAUUCUUGAACUGCUCAAAGACCUAACAGUUUGUUGGCUAUCUUACCUCAUUUCUGUUUUCUGAUUUGAAUGUGCAGUACCAAUGUUCCUUGAAAAACAAGAGUCGCUGGAAAGAACUAACAUUAGAGACAGCCUGGGGACAGGUCCUUGCAAGGGACCCCAAGAAUGUCACAAGAAAAUAAUUUUCCCCUUCAAUGGAAAAACAUUAUAUAUCAGACUUCAUGGUGAAGAAAGGUGGAUGCAAGCUGAAAUAUAAUUGACUAGUUCUAAUGCCUGUUUUUACCUUUGAAAUUUUAGGCACACGGUGGAGAUGGAAUUCUUCAACGGAUCAAGAGAAUAAUUUAUGAUGCCAAGUCUACUGUAGGAGUAAGUAAUGUCCCAUCUCUGUUAGAUAAUGUCUAAACGUAUAUCAGAUAUAAAAUAGCUACAGUACCUGCCAAACAUCCAGCAUAUUAAGGUCCUCAGGUUACCCAUCCUAACAUCAAUAUCUAAUUUGAUCACAUGAUUUUGGGUGCUGGGUUCUGUAUUUUAAAGAAGUUUGUUACAAUAUAUCUGCCUUUUGAAACACACAUCUUGGCAUCAGGAAUCCAGACAUUUGGCAACCCAUAUGCUUUUGGCAAUUUCCCUUAAAAAUAGCUCAAAAACUUCCCUUUUUAAACAUUUAUUUUUAGAUUUCUGGCAAAACUUUAAAAAGCUCAUGAACUUUGGCUGAAAAAAAGCUCAAUAACUUUUCUGUCCGGAUUUUCACUUUUUGAAUACGCCAACCCUAGCUUAGACGGAGAGAUGGAUCACAGAAACCCUUUGAAAAUCAGCUUCCCUCUUUAAAGUGCUCUCCAUGGAGUCAAGCAAUAAUCCUUGUGUUGACUGCUGCCAUGAGUUUCCAAGACAGUGAUAGCUAUUCCCAGCAGCUGCAGGCGUUGCGUGUCAAGCCCCGAAACCCACCCCCAUGGAAAGACACAAAGGAGACAGAAUUUAGUUUAAAGGUUAAUGGGCAAAUUUAGGCUACAACUUUAUUGAGUACACAAGUGUGACUGGUAUUGGCUUAGGCAUUGGUAUCUAAUGACUAUAACUGGCUCCUGCCACCCAGCAGGUAGCCUGCAAAGCGUAAACUACCAGCAGAGGGAGCUCCAACAAUGGCUAUUGACUGGUGCUCACCUCUGGGGUUUCCGGGGGUUCUGGCAUGGCCCUAGCUCCUUCCCAGGCUUCGGCCGAGAUCCAAGCCCCCGGAUCCCUUUAACAGAAUACCCUAUCAAAUGGAGGGGCAGGUGAUGGCCACACCUCCCCUCCCCACAUUUCCCUAAACCAAUGCCUAACCACCAAACCUUACAAAGUUGUGACGAUUCUAAGAGGUAGGCAAAAACACAGCAGCCGCUGCCAAUCUGCCACAUUGGAAAAAAAUCCUACCCAGCCCCUGUUCAAAAACGGGAGUCCAAAGCAAGGUCUGACCCCGACCUAACAAGGGGUGGUGAGUGUUCGGCAGCGCAAAGCAAGAGGAGGUCCCCACAACGUGCUUCUGUUUAAAUACUCUACUCCCAAUCAGGCCACCACGCUGAUUGGCUAAAAGCCAGUGGCAAGAUCGUGGCACCACUGGCUGGAGCGGGGCAAAGCCCCUCCUCCAUGCCCGUUGGGGGGAGUCCUGGGGCUGUGCGCAACAUGGACCCUCGGUUAGGAGGAUCCAACUUGUAGAGAUAUACAAUAUGUACUACUGGUAAUCCAUGUGACAACUACUGCUAAAAGAAGCAGCAUUUGUUCAGAUCUUUAGCAGAUGCUUCAAGAACCCUUAAAACUCACUUGUCAACUGGUUCAGCUACCUCCUCUCUGUACUCACAGCACAUCUGGAACCUGAAUGAUGUUGUUGGCCUGCCAGAAACACAAACAGCCAACACAAGAACAAUAAGUUACAUAUAGGUCUGUGCACUUAUUUCCAUAAAGACAUAAAAUCUGUUUUGGGGGCAAAGACUGCAUAGAUGUACACAAAACUUAGUUUGUGGACUUGCCCUAAAAUAGAAUAACAAUUAUAAUGGCUUCAGGUCGGUAGCUGUGUUGGUCUGACGAAGUGUGCAUGCACACGAAAGCUUAUACCCAGAACAAUCUUAGUUGGUCUCUAAGGUGCUACUGGACAAUUUUUUAAUUAUAAUGGAGUUAAUUUGGUCUUAACUUGAUGAAUCAAAGAUGUUUGCGGGGAGAGUACAUCAGCUUAACACACUGUAAAUAUCAGAAGCUUUUAAAUGAAAGAUAAGUCCUGCAAAAUGCACACUCCUAUCCACAUCUGUGCAAAAGCUUGAGUCCCAUUGAGUUCAGUGGGACUUAGCCCCAGGUAAGUGUUUUAGCACUGUAGCUUUAGUAACAUUUGCUGCUUCUUAUCCACUUGAUAUACUAAAUGCCGACCUUCGAGAUUUUCACAACCGCCAACUUCAUUGGUUCAUAAACUCCCUUUAAAAUAAAGUCUUUAGGUGAGCGAUCUCCACUUGCCUGAUGUUUCCAGGAACUGCUAAGUACGUAAUUCCCACUGUGUUUUUCUGCAUUUUAUUUCCCUCUGACUUACUCUUUACAAACCCCCUUCCCCAAAACCAUGUGUAGAUAUACCUGCAGCUCAGGAAAACACUCCAUAUAUCUGAUGGACCGUAUUCCGUGAAAGCUUAUGCACUGAUAUAUUUGUCAGAUGUUGUCGAAUUGUCACUAACAGCUAACCAUUUCUCAACAGUCUGUUUUCAAGAGUUCCCCCCUUCUGGGCUGCUUUCUCUUUGGUCUACCACUGGGUGUCAUCAGCAUCAUGUGUUACGGAAUUUGUAUGGCUGACUCUGAUGGAAGAUCAGAUGAAGCGGAAGUAUCUAAGAAGGAAAGUACAGGGCGGGAACUGACUGAUGAAGGCACUGAGGAAGAACAAGAGGAAGAAAACAGUGAGAACCGUCUAGAAUUUCCAGGUGGCGAGCAAGAACAGAAAACUAUAUUUGAAAAGAAAAAAGACUAA